AUACAGAACUUUUAUAAGAUUGAUUUUAUUUUUAAGCAUAGUUUAGGAAAAAUAAAAUAAUUCUCAUUGAAUGGUUUUUCUAUACCAAAUGUCCUCCUCAUUUAGUUGACCAGUGUAACGAAGACGCCAAAAGUGUUAAAACUCUGAAACCUUCAAAAAUUCAAAAAAGAUGACAUUAAUAAACUAAGUAUUCACUUUGAUUAUGAUUUGACAAUUUACAUAAAAGAUCAUCUCUUUAUGCAUAACUCCUAUAAAUACAUCAACAAACCUUUACUUCCUCUUCAAUCCAUUCAUUUUCCCGAUCAGUAUUUGCGGAAUUCUUCUAGAAUACUCUCUUUUCUAUAUCAUUAAACCCUAAUUUUGAUCAAGCUCAACCUUUUUUCGCGAUCAGAGCAGUGAUUGAUCGGAAUGUCAUGGGGAUUAGGGUGGAAGAGACCAUCAGAAAUCUUCCAUUUGCGACUUCAUUUUGGCGUAGAAGCAGAAGAUGAAGACGAGACUGAAGAAGAUAAAGAUUCGAUCGUCGUCGUCAAUAAUGGCGGCGGCGGUGAUAUUGAGAAGAAGAUUGUGGAAAUGGAGUGGACAGCGGGAGACGAUGAGGAUCAAGUUGCAUUGAGGUUACAGUCUAAAUUAAUGAUGGAGAUGCCGCCACCAGAAGAUACCGUUGUUGUUGAUUUAGCUGAGAGAGAUAAUGGUGCUGGAGUUUUCAUGUCGAUGAAGGUUGUUCGGCGAAGAGAGCCGUUACGAGCGAUUACAUUGGUUAAAGCUUCCGGUUCUGGUCAGCAGAGUGAUGGCAUUGGUGUUUUGACGAGGUUGUUGAAUUCUAAGGUAGCGGCUACUGCGGUGGCUUCGGGUGUUGGUGUUGAGGGAGGGUUGAGUUUUACUGAGCAUUGGAAUAGUGUCACUGCUCUGAGUCUCUCUGGUUGUGGUAUCUCUGUGUUGCCAAUUGAAGUAACUAAACUUCCAUUACUUGAGAAGCUAUACUUGAAUAACAAUAAGCUAUCAGUAUUGCCUCCUGAAGUUCGUCUACUCAAAAAUUUGAAACUGCUAAGAGCUGAUGAUAAUUUGCUGGUUUCAGUUCCAGGUGAACUAAGCCAGUGUGUUGGAUUAGUGGAGCUUUCACUGGAACACAACAAACUGGUCCGCCCAUUGUUAGAUUUCAGAGCUAUGGCUGAAUUGUGUGUUUUAAGAUUGUUUGGAAAUCCUCUUGAAUUCCUUCCUGAAAUUUUGCCGCUACAAAAAUUGCGACACUUAUCUGUUGCCAAUGUCAGGAUUGUUGCUGAUGAAAAUUUGAGAUCUGUGAAUGUUCAAAUUGAGAAUGAGGCUACAUCUUACUUUGGUGCUUCUAGACAUAGGCUUAGUGCCUUUUUCUCUCUUGUAUUCCGCUUUUCCUCUUGCCGACAUCCUCUGCUGGCAUCUGCAAUGGCAAAAAUUAUGCAGGACCAGGAUAAUCGUGUGUUUGUUGGAAAAGAUGAGAAUGCUGUGCGGCAGCUCAUUAGUAUGAUUAGCACUGACAACCAUCAUGUGGUAGAACAAGCAUGCUUUGCUCUAUCAUCUCUAGCUGCGGAUGUGUCUGUUGCGAUGCUUUUGAUGAAAUGUGACAUUAUGAAGCCCAUUGAAGCUGUUCUCAAAUCAGAUGUGGAGAAGGAACUAAUUUCUGUGUUGCAAGUUGUGGAACACCUUGCUUUUGCAUCUGAUGCUGUAGCUCAGAAGAUAUUCUCCAAGGAUGUUUUGAAAUCCCUAAAAAUGUUAUGUGCUCAUAAGAAUCGAGAGGUCCAAAGAUUAGCAUUAUUAGUGGUUGGAAAUUUGGCUUUCUGUUUGGAGAAUCGACAAAAGCUAGUUACUUCUGAAAGUUUGCGUGAACUUCUUAUGCACUUGACGUCCACAGCUGAGCUACGGGUUAAUAAAGCUGCUGCUCGAGCAUUGGCGAUUCUUGGAGAGAAUGAAAUUCUACGGCGUGCAGUCAAAGGUCGACCAGUAGCAAGGCAAGGGCUUCGGAUCCUCACAAUGGAUGGAGGUGGAAUGAAAGGCCUUGCGACUGUGAAAAUUUUGAAAGAAUUGGAGAAGGGGGCAGGGAAACCAAUACAUGAAAUGUUUGACCUCAUAUGUGGUACGUCAACAGGUGGUAUGCUAGCGGUGGCUCUUGGUAUUAAGUCAAUGACUCUGGAUAAGUGUGAGGAAAUAUACAAGAAACUUGGCAAACUUGUCUUCACUGAACCUGUCUCCAAAGACAAUGAGGUAGCAAGUUGGAGGGAGAAGCUAGAUCAGUUGUACAAAAGCUCAUCUCAGAGGUUCAGAGUCGCUGUAUAUGGAGCAAAACACAGUGCCGAUCAGUUUGAGAGACUGUUGAAAGAGAUGUGUGCUGACGAAGAUGGAGACCUCCUAAUAGAUUCUGCUGUAAAGAGAAUACCUAAAGUUUUUGUCGUGUCAACUCUUGUUAGUGUAGUUCCUGCGCAGCCUUUUGUAUUUCGGAAUUACCAGUAUCCAGCUGGAACUCCAGAAAUGUACCUGUCUCCUUCAGAAAGUUCUGCAAUCAGCUUAUCAGGUGGUGAGAUGACAAGUGCUGAAAUUGGAUACAAGCAUAAUGCAUUUAUUGGGAGUUGUAAACACAUGGUCUGGCAAGCUAUUAGAGCUUCAUCUGCUGCACCGUAUUAUUUAGAUGAUUUUUCAGAUGGUGUCAAUCGCUGGCAAGAUGGUGCAAUUGUAGCAAAUAACCCUACCAUUUUUGCUAUACGGGAAGCUCAGCUUUUGUGGCCUGACACUAAAAUUGAUUGUUUGGUUUCUAUUGGAUGCGGCUCUGUUCCAACAAAGGUCAGGAAGGGUGGAUGGGCAAUUUUGGACACGGUUCCUGUGCUAAUCGAGAGCGCUUGUUCGGUGGAACGAGUUGAGGAAGCUUUAAGUACGCUGCUACCGUUGCUUCCUGAUAUUCACUACUUUCGGUUUAAUCCUGUGGAUGACCGAUGUGAUAUGGACCUGGAUGAAACGGACCCUGCGGGUUGGUUGAGGUUGGAAAGUGCUGCAGAGGAGUAUAUCAAGCAUAAUUCUGAGGCAUUCAGAAGUGUUUGUCAGAGGCUUAUGUUGCCAUACCAACAAGAUGAAAGAUGGUCAGAUGGCAUAAAAUCUCAAAAUUCAUCCAAGCCAAAGUCAGCUAAUGAAGAUAAUAGCCCUUCCUUGGGAUGGAGGCGUAAUGUACUUCUUGUGGAAGCUUCUAAUAAUCCAGAUUCAGGAAGAAUUGUGCAUCAUACGAAGGCACUUGAAACAUUUUGUUCCCGUAGCGGAGUAAGAUUUUCGACUGUUAAAGGAGUUUCGAAUUCUCCUAAGGCUAUAGCUGGUACCUCAAAAGCCUCACCAUUUACUUCACCUAUGUUUACUGGAAGCUUUCCAUCAAGCCCAUUGUUGUAUAGUCCAGAUGUUGCUCAGAGGAUUGGACGCAUCGAGUUAGUGCCCCCUUUGAGCUUGGAUGGCCAUCAACCUUUAAGAUCGAGUUCACCUCCAAAAUCUUCGCCAGGACCCAGACAACUCUCAUUGCCUGUGCAGUCAUUACUAAAUAGGCUGAAGAGUGCACCGCAAGUGGGCAUUGUCCAUUUAGCACUCCAAAGUGACACAACGGGUGCUAUUUUGAGUUGGCAGAAUGAUGUAUUUGUGGUUGCUGAACCUGGGGAGCUUGCGGACAAGUUUCUACAGAGUGUUCGUUUCAGUUUUUUAUCGACUGUUCAGGGUAGAAAGGAGAUGUCAAAACUCAACUCCAUCUCAACCAUUGCAGACUUGGUAGCGUAUAAGCCCUAUUUCCAAAUUGGUUGUGUAGUCCAUCGGUACAUAGGACGCCAAACUCAGGUUAUGGAAGAUGACCGUGAAAUUGGAGCAUAUAUGUUUAGGAGGACUGUUCCAUCCAUGCAUCUGGUGGCUGAGGAUGUUCGGUGGAUGGUGGGAGCCUGGAGAGACCGAAUUGUAAUCAGCACAGGAAGAUAUGGGUUGGUUAAGCCAUUAAUUAAGGCCUUACUAGACUCAGGCGCAAAAGCUGUUAUAUGUCCAUCUGGGGAACCUCAUCAUACGCAAUCAGCAACUUUGCCUGGGUCUGGUGAUUUCGAUUUUCUCGAGAACGGAAAGUUUGAACUUGGGGAGGAAGAAGCAGAAGAGGAAGAACCACCCGAGGCAUUGAGUCCUACAAGUGACUGGGAAGAUAGCGACCUCGAGAAAAACACGGAUUCACCCAAGGCCUUUAGUGACCAUGAGGAGGAAGAGUUGUCUCUCUUUGUAUGUCACUUAUAUGAAGCAUUGUUUAGGGAAGGAGCAACUGUACAAAGUGCCCUAGAAACUGCACUUGCCUCACAUCGGAAGUUGAGGUAUUCAUGCCAUCUUCCAAGUAGUAUUUCCUAAUUGUUUAGUUAAAUCAUUACAUCUGUUUGUAUAGUCGUACGAAACCAUAAUAAAAGGUUUAUAAUUAAAGGUUAGGGGGUUUAAAAAGCAAUGAGUAAUAGAUCCAUUUCAUAAACUGAGAAUAAGGUAUGAGGCUAGUCCAUUACCCCAAUACAAAUGUGUAUUUUAUCUGUCCAUCGAAAUCAAGAGAAAUUAUUGUUGAAUGUAAAUUUUGAGCAUUUUAUAGAGAAUUACAGGUAAACAACAGUA
This is a messenger RNA of Amaranthus tricolor (Joseph's coat), 4623 nucleotides long. RefSeq names its product phospholipase A I-like. Gene Ontology annotation, biological process: fatty acid metabolic process. The transcript has 18 exons. Bases 409 to 4374 code for a protein of 1321 amino acids. The record is from RefSeq and is a predicted model, not a curated record. Gene Ontology annotation, molecular function: glycerophospholipase activity; protein binding. Gene Ontology annotation, cellular component: membrane. Lineage: Eukaryota; Viridiplantae; Streptophyta; Magnoliopsida; Caryophyllales; Amaranthaceae.